Oncorhynchus nerka (sockeye salmon) is the source of this 1104-nucleotide messenger RNA. Its product is annotated as actin-3-like. The transcript has a single exon. Lineage: Eukaryota; Metazoa; Chordata; Actinopteri; Salmoniformes; Salmonidae. The record is from RefSeq and is a predicted model, not a curated record. Bases 1 to 1104 code for a protein of 367 amino acids.
AUGGCACAUUUGCCAACUGCAAUUGUGAUUGACAAUGGAACUGACCAGAUGAGAGUUGGGAUCUCAGGCAGUACAGAGCCUAGUCUGAUCUGUAAAAAUGUCACUGGCAGAUCUGAGAGCAACUCUAGUGAAGGAGAGCUCUGCUUUGGAGAUGAGGCAUGGGGGAGGAGAGACGACUUGUCUGUGAUUCGUCCCAUGAAGCGUGGGAGGGUGGUGUCAUGGACUGAUAUGGAGGCCAUAUGGAGCUAUGUUUUCAACAGGCACGUGAAGACCCCCUCAUGUGAGAGCCCGGUUUUACUGACUGAGUUCCCCUUGACCACCCAGUCUGACAGGGAAAAGACCUGCAGGAUGAUGUUCGAGGGUCUGGGUGUCCCUGCAUUGUACAUGGCCCCUCAGUCGCUCCUGGCCCUGCUGUCUUCAGGCAGGGUGACCGGCUGUGUGGUGGACUGUGGCUACGACGUCACCCACACAGUCCCAGUUUUCGAGGGCCACUGCCUCCCCCACGCUGUGCGUCAGCUGGGCCUGGGAGGGCAGGAUGUCACGGCCCACCUGGCUCUGCUGCUGAAGGAGUCCGGAGCUCAGUUUUCCAGCACCACACAGGAACAUGACACCGUGACCAUCAUCAAGGAGCAGAUGUGUUAUGUAUCCACUGAUCCCUCCUCAGAGACAGCCACAACCAUCAUCGGCAGCACCGAUGCGGACUACCAGCUCCCCGACGGACAGAUGCUGAGGGUUGGCAGCGAGAGGUUCAGGGCACCCGAAAUCCUCUUCUCUCCUCAGACUGUCCGCAUGGUAACACAAGGCAUUCCCAGUCUCCUGGUGAGCUCUGUGUUGGAGAGCGAUGCAGACCUGUGGCAGCUGCUCCUAAACAACGCCGUCCUUGCCGGGGGCUCCAGCCUUCUUCCCGGGAUGGGCCGCAGACUGAGGGAGGAGGCCUCGGCUCUGGCACCGCCAGGAUGCCGCGUGGGGCCAGUCCCUGUGAUGGACACCGCCUGGCUGGGGGGCUCCCUUCUGUCCUCUCUCUCCAUCUUUGGAGACAUGUGCAUCAGUGCCUUGGAGUACCAGGAGAUGGGGUCCAACGUGAUCCAUCACAAGUGCUUCUGA